This is a messenger RNA of Ceratitis capitata (Mediterranean fruit fly), 2398 nucleotides long. RefSeq names its product BTB/POZ domain-containing protein 9 (gene BTBD9). Gene Ontology annotation, molecular function: protein binding. The coding region runs from base 151 to 2046 and encodes 631 amino acids. The record is from RefSeq and is a predicted model, not a curated record. The transcript is spliced from 8 exons. Lineage: Eukaryota; Metazoa; Arthropoda; Insecta; Diptera; Tephritidae. Gene Ontology annotation, biological process: adult locomotory behavior; circadian behavior; modulation of chemical synaptic transmission.
ACAUUUUCUAGGCAGACAGCGAAAAAGCAUACCAAAAGAAACAAAAUAAAUACAGAAGAAAAAUAUUGCGUCGCUGCCGGAAAACAAUUUAAUACCUAAAAUUUCUGCAAACAACGGCUGCUUGUAAUUGUUAAACAAAUUCCAUAUAAGAUGAGCAGUCAAAGUCAAUAUAAAUUGCUAUCGUUGACAAAGGCGCGGUGCGACGAUGUAAAACUAACAGAACGAUUCUCAGAGCAAAUGGCACAACUUUGUAUGAAUGACGAUUAUUCCGAUGUUACUUUCAUAGUAGAAAAUCAGAGGCUACCUGCUCAUCGCGUCAUUUUGGCAGCACGUAGCGAAUAUUUUCGAGCUCUUUUAUUUGGUGGAUUGUGUGAGUCUCGACAAAGCGAAAUUGAGCUGCGUAUUCCAGUCGAAGCUUUCAAAGCUCUCUUGAAAUACAUUUACUCUGGUCAUAUGCCACUCGCACAGAUGGAUGAGGAUAAUAUACUUGACACUUUGGGCUUGGCUAAUCAGUAUGGUUUUAGUGAAUUAGAGCAUGCCAUAUCACAAUAUUUACGACAAUAUUUGGCGUUGAGUAAUGUUUGCGCAAUUUUGGAUGCAGCUCGUUUAUAUAAUUUGGAGAAACUUACAGAAGUUUGUCUGACAUUCAUGGACCGCAAUGCUGCCGGUAUACUGCAGCAUGAGACUUUCCGAUUACUUUCAAUGGAAUCGCUAAAAGAAGUUUUACGACGAGACUCGUUUUUUGCGCCUGAAGUGGAAAUCUUCUUAGCUGUAUGGGAUUGGUGCAAAAGUCACACAAACAUUAAUAUUGAUUCGGUGGUUUCCUACGUUCGCUUACCUUUAAUGAAACUAGAAGACUUGUUACAAGUUGUUCGUCCCUCAGGUAUUUUGGAGCCCGAUAAAUUGCUUGAUGCAAUACAAGAGCAAACCACUUCGAAAUAUUUACCCUACCGUGCUGCUCUAUGGCCGGAAGAGAAUGUCGCUACAGCGAAAUUUCUUUCACGAACCAUACUCGGUGAAUGUCGUGCAGCUUUAUUAGAUGGAGAUUUUGUAUCUUAUGAUAUGGAAAAGGGCUAUACCCGCCACUGCAUUGGGGACAAUAUUGAAGGUGGAAUCACGGUGGAACUGGGAACAAUGUGUAUUAUUAAUCAUAUAAAAAUUCUACUCUGGGAUCGUGACAAUCGCUCAUAUUCUUAUUACAUUGAAGUGUCGGCAAAUUCAACAAAUUGGGAUCGCGUUAUUGAUUACACUCAGUAUUACUGUCGUUCUUGGCAAUUUUUGUAUUUCCCUGAGCGCCCGGUGCGCUACAUUAAGCUUGUGGGUACACAUAAUACAGUAAAUAAGGUAUUUCAUGUGGUUGGUCUGGAGGCGAUGUACACUUCGGCUAUACCAAAGGUGGUCAAUGGCAUUGUAGCACCAACUACAAAUGUUGCACGCACAGAUAUGAGCGCCAUCGUCGUGGAUGGCGUAAGUCGUACACGUAAUGCAUUACUAAAUGGUGAUUAUGUGAAUUAUGAUUGGGAUUCUGGUUACACCUGUCAUCAGUUGGGCAGUGGAGAAAUUGUAGUAAGAUUAGGUCAACCGUAUGUUAUUGGUUCAAUGCGUCUACUGCUAUGGGAUUGUGAUGAUCGCACCUAUAGCUUUUAUAUCGAAACAUCAGUGAAUCAAAAAGAUUGGCAUAUGAUUGUUGACAAACGUAACGAACAGGUACGUUCGUGGCAAAAUUUUUCAUUCACCCCAAGGCCAAUAGUAUUUAUACGCAUUGUAGGCACGCGUAAUACAGCAAACGAGAUAUUUCAUUGUGUGCACCUGGAGUGUCCUUCGCAGGAUCCAAAUUUUUUGCAAAUGGAAAAGGAGCAAGAACAGCGCGCCAAUUGCAAAGCUCUUGAUGCUUCCAGUGUAAGCAGUGAAGGUGAUGAUAGCAUAGCAGGUGCCAAUGAAAAAUUAAGCAAUAAUGAUGCAACUCUGAAUCAGCCAAACAACAAUGAGCAAUUGCCAGACGAAAUUCUUAUUGGUUUGGAUAGCAUUUCGGUUGAAGGAAAUUGAAUAUAUUGUAUUUCGAAAAAUAACUAGAUACUGUGAGCUGCCUUAUCAGCAUCUCGAAUAAUGGCCAUAUUUUAAGCAACUUAAAUUCAAAGGUUGAACAUUUUGUACUUGAAAAUCAGAAUUCUAUUUUGAAAAUUUUAUAUGAAGCGACUCUUUGUGAUGCUUCUUUAUAUUUUAAAUCUACAUACAUACAUACAUUAAAAAUACAUAACAAAAGGUAUAUGCGUGGUUGCAAUCAACAAGCGUUUGCUUUAGUACAACUUGUUUAGUGAUGUAAAUUAUUGUUUGUAAUAUUCUUUAUAAGUGUUAAAAUUAUAUUUGAGCAUCUAAUGAAUAACACUCGAGCAGUAAA